AUGCAACCUUCUUCCGCUCAUUCGCGCGGCCUCGUCGUCUCCAUCUGGCACGACGUCGUCCUCUUCUCUCCCUCUCCCGCCGCCGCCACUCCUCGCUCGACCUUAUUGAAUAAGCUCCCCGCGCUGCCAAGUCCUCCUUCGUCGCGUCCCUCUCCGGUCGUCGCCGUCGCCUGCCGCUCGACGGCAGCGUGCGCGUUGACAAUGCGGAGCAGCACCCGUGGAACGUCGGAAUUAUUCCGCAAACCUGCGUCCUCGCGCCCGCUCUCUCCGAACCCAGCCCAACCGCACUCUCCCCCAACGAACCCGUCGCUACAAUUUGGCGAGAUUUUUUCCGCUCACUUUCCGUGCCCUCUGUCCCGUUCGGCGACCACCUUCGGCGACACCUCUGACGACCCUUUCGCUGAGCCCGACGCUGUGUUUCCCGUGAUUCUGGACAACGCGUCGUUGGAGGCGGUGGAGGUGGGCGCAAGGGAGCGCGACCCGGGCGACGUGUUCCCCGUGUUGCCGCUCCUCGCGCUGCCCGUGCGAUUGCAGUCGGGCCUGGGGUCGGAAGUUUUGUGGAAGCUGGUCGUGGUGGAGGCGGUCGAUCCGCAAGUCGAGGCGGGGGAGACGGCGGCCGUCGCGGCGACGGCGCUGCCGCAAGUGAAGGCGUUGGCCGACACGGGAGGGUUCACGACGAUGGGGCCGGACCCAUGGCGGAUUCUCAAAUCCCCGCAGUGCAGCGACGCAAACGACUGGGUGAAAUCUGCACGGAAGGCGCUGCGUGGUGCGCGAGGCACACAGCGCGUGGUGGCUACUCGUCGCGACGCUGCGCUGGCCAUCGCUGCAAUGGCGGCAGCGCGUGAAUGA
This is a messenger RNA of Closterium sp. Yama58-4, 849 nucleotides long. The record is from the annotation of a GenBank genome assembly. NCBI's taxonomy places the organism in Eukaryota, Viridiplantae, Streptophyta, Zygnematophyceae, Desmidiales, Closteriaceae.